AUGCCGCGCCACUACGUGUUUCGAGAUUUAUGGGAAGCGGAUUGGCUGCCUUGGUGCCGUCGGUACGUCCUCGACAAGCUCGCUGAAAGCGGGCCCGAUAAACUGCAUGAAUGCUUAAGAAACGACCACGCCCUGCGGGUCGCUGGGGCGGAGGCGUGGAGCGCGCUGCGCGAUCACAAACUCGCUAUCGGCUGCGACGGUGCGUAUGUCGCGAGUUGGACGCCGCCGUAUGGUUGGGACUGGGGCCCGCGACUUUGGGUAUUCCCUAUGAAAAAAUGUAUUCGCGUGCGCAUCACGGAGCUGGCGUUGGCGCCGGCGCCGGCGUCGUCCCUCCCGCGCUUCGAGCUGCCGUGUCCAACGUCGCACAGCGGUUUCCAUAUGUUCGUCGGCUUUAUUGACGACGCAACGACCGCUACGUGGCUCACGCACGUGCGAAUCGCUCUCACACGAAACGGAAAAGAUUUCGAACCUUCGCACGUCGAGCGACGAGCGACGGCGGACACGAGCGGUUCAAAACGCGGACGCGAAGAGGAAAAUGACAUUACCGAGGAUGUGGAGGGCGUGCGCUUUGUUUCGUCGCCGGCGACAUACAGGUUUCGGGUGAAAAUCCAUGACGACGACGCCGUCGUGGCCCGCGUCACGACCCGCGUUCUCCCGGACGGCGUCGUGGUCGUCGGACAGGAGCCAGCGCGGGUGAACGCUAUUUGUUUCGAUCGGUCCAUGGGACAAUUGGGAGGGAGAGGCGACGAGGAGGGGCCACUGCACUACGAUGUGCCACCGCAAGGUCGCGGCAAAACCGCCAAGGUCUUCAUCGCGCUUGAGCGCGGGGCGUGCGUCGCGCUGAGGGGUCGGGCGACGAAAAGUAUUCGACGCAUUUUCAUCUCCGUUGGCGCGGCCUUGGUCGUGAGCGGGGACGUCGCGCACGCGUACGGCGGGUCGUUGGAUCCCCGGGAAACCACGAGCACGAUUUUGUACCUCCGCGCGUCGAUCGACGCCGACGUCGCGAAGAGCGUGGACGACGCGUCGGUCGAGGGAAAGAAAUACUUUGCGCUCGAUGACGCCGCGUGA
Ostreococcus tauri is the source of this 1068-nucleotide messenger RNA. RefSeq names its product unnamed product. The record is from RefSeq and is a predicted model, not a curated record. The transcript has a single exon. The coding region runs from base 1 to 1068 and encodes 355 amino acids. Lineage: Eukaryota; Viridiplantae; Chlorophyta; Mamiellophyceae; Mamiellales; Bathycoccaceae.